AUGGACGACAUUUUACAGCCUACCUACCAUGGAUACAUUGGAAACACCGAAGACGCCGUACUUGUGAUGCAGGCAGUUCUUGAUAAAAAACUUCCUGCAAUCUCUCGAAGGGUCAACCCGACCGAGAGAAGUGAAGUCAUCCUACUGGGCAAUGUAUUUGUCUUUUUAGAAGACUCUUCCAACAUCAAAAGAUGGACCGACGGUAUCACCUGGUCUGCUUCUCGAAUUUUGGGUCGAUUUUUAGUCUACCGUGAAGUCGACAAAGACAACUUGGUCGACAAAUCCCUCCGCGGGAAGCGGAAAAAGCGUAGUGCUUCUGUCGUGGCCGACGAGGCAGCUACCUCAACAGAAACAGACUCUCUGAUGUCUUCAUCGCGCUCAGAAGUAAAAAUGGCUCGCAGAGCGUCCGAAAUGGGUCUUCGCCGAGGUUCUGAGAUUAUGGACUACAGAAGUGGCUACAUCCCAUGGCCUCCAAAACAUGAUCCCGGACUUAACAAAAAGACAAUUUCUUUCACAGUCAUUGAUGACGAUGAAGAUGGAAAGGAGACAAAGCGUACAAUUCAUCUCAUCUCGUAUUUUGCUCCUCAAGAUAUCGUUAAUCAGACAUUAGUGCGUCCUUCGGCGUCAGUGUUGGCAGAGUCAUCCGUUUCACCCCUGCUACGAACUGCAGUAGACAAGUCACUUCAAAACAUGAAGCCUUCACCUGUUGAUCAGGAGAACUUCUUUUUGGAUUCGAAGUAUCAACUUCUGAAAUUUUCUACUGCCAGCAGACGCUUGCCAAUCAUGCGCUACGACCUGGCAGGUGCCGACAGCCAGACUUCCAGCGAUAACGCUGCUGCAGAGACUAAACACGAGGCUUCUAGCAGCGAGGCUCCUCCUAAAUUAGAGCAUUUCCCACCUAUUGCACCUGCUCGUAUGCAAGGCACUCAAUUCGUUAACCCAUUCAAUAGCAUCCCUGGACUCAAUGGCAUUAGUACUCUCAGUGGCCAAACUGCCGAGCCAGGCUCAGGUGGAGGCGUAGGUUCUGGAAGUUCUACUAACUCGGCGUAUAUUCAUAGCCAGGAGUAUAGGCCAAGACCUCAAAUUAAUCUCAGUAAGCCUCCAGUUUCAAACAGGUCCGUCGCUCCACCUACCCAAGCCCCAAAACUUAGCAAUGAAAAUAGGCCUCCGGUUCUUUCCCUUGAGAAACCAUCCAUAAGUAUACUGGCAGGGAAAACCCAACCGGCCAUGCCGGUGCCCAUACUCAAGCAAGGAGUUGUUGUUCCUCAGCGAAUCUACACUCUGCCCCUGUUUCUGUUUGGUGAGCAGCCCUCGCCGCAGCCUACCCUCCCCAGUAACUUUCAGAAUGCAUUUCAUCACACGACCCUGCAAAGCGGCUUCCCUAGCCCAUAUCAAACUUCUUUUGGUGGGCGAGUAGAUCUCGAUCCGCAAUUACUUGCCCAGCUGAGACGCUACUAUCCCGACUAUCAUAUGCCUAACAUUCAUGCUCCAAACGUACCUGUGAACCCAACGUAUGCAUUCGGGUACGACCAGCCGUUUUCGACUGGUAAUGGAGUAUUUCAUUCGUUCACCCAUGAGCAAUCAGACCAUUUCCAGGAGCCAAUGCAACGCCCGGACAUGAUGCUUGCUUUCAAUAGCCGCAUAGAAUCUCCUUUAGGUUUUGAGUUUCCUGCCUAUCUUCAUCGUCCCAGAAGUAAACAGGAAGACAUGGAAGCAGGUCACGGAUUCGAGGAAAACUUCCAUUGA
Molecule: messenger RNA, 1746 nt
Organism: Australozyma saopauloensis
Lineage: Eukaryota; Fungi; Ascomycota; Pichiomycetes; Serinales; Metschnikowiaceae
Gene: WOR1
Product: transcription factor WOR1
Exons: 1
Coding region: 1-1746 (581 amino acids)
Molecular function (GO): DNA binding
Source: RefSeq, a predicted model, not a curated record